Messenger RNA from Pocillopora meandrina, 11333 nucleotides. The record is from the annotation of a GenBank genome assembly. NCBI's taxonomy places the organism in Eukaryota, Metazoa, Cnidaria, Anthozoa, Scleractinia, Pocilloporidae.
AUGCAGUCACACGCCCACAGUCAGCUGAGGCAUCACAUUCAGCAGCCUUUAUUCAAGCUGACAAACUCACUUUCUCAAUCUCAAACUCAUUCAACAACAGCCUCGCAAUUUGUGAGCCCAACUGUCAACAAAUCUCCGUAUCAUGGACAUCAAUUAAAUAUCCGACCUGUGAACUCACCCUCUAACAGCUAUUUUCGCCCAAAAUCACCAAGACAGAAGGAAAAAGGUGAAUUUAUCUGCUAUAAUUUUACUUUUGCGGUGAUGUAAAUUCUCGUUGGAAAAAAAAAAAACAACAACAACAACAACAACAAAAUAAAAAAUUAAAAUAGCUACAUUAUUAAAAAAUUGGAGUUAAGGCUAAUAUAAUUACUCAUAACUAGUGAAUUAUGUAUUACUUGUUAAAGUUCUUUUAUUUAUGAAGCGUUAGAGCAUUAGUGAAAUUGAAGUAAUUGUUCAUAGUGGUAAUAUUGCAGAGGCAGACAAAGCGGAAAAAGACAGGACGCAAUCAGCUGAACGAAUUCAUUCCCUUCACACCCGUCUCCAUCAAGAAGCAGAAAAAAUCAGGAAAUGGAAAACGUCCACAGAGAUAGAAAUUAAAGAAAAGGUAAUAAAAUUCAAGCUGUUCACAACCACGAUGUUUCUCAAACCGUGGAUAUAUUACCAUUGUGUCAAGUUGUGUAUUUCAAUACGUAGGAGAAAAAGUUACUGGAAGCUGUUCAAACCAUCGAUUCUCAGAGGAAGUCAAUUCUUGAUUUACAGGUAGCCUUAUUUGUUUGUUACUUUAUUUUAGUAAUUAAGAAUGAAAUUUUAUACCACACUAUUUUUUUUUUCAUUUUGCAAUUUUGCGAGCAAGCGAAGGUAAUCGCAUGAGGCUGAGUAAAAUUAAGGAUUGAUUUCAUGCGUGUUUUCAGAAGUUUCAAAAAUUGCACGAGUCACAGCAACGAGUGCAAUUGUUGCAACUUCUUAAAACACGAAUAACAUUAAUGCUUAAUUUUAUGAGGAAACAAGCGAUUCACUGUUUAUGAUAUUAAGAGCAAAAUUUUCUCUUAUAAAAAAGAUCAACAACGCACGCUGUUGCGCAUUCUCGUAGGAAGCCAUUUAGUGUCCAGUUAGCGUCAGUGAAAUGUUAAACGAACUAAGCUGCUGAAUGAAAUUCUAUUUUUGCACAACAACGCCAAAGUAACGGAAACAACUCUGCUGAAAAACAUUCGCCAUCAAUGAACUUAUAAAAGUUUUAAUUAAAGUUAAGCCUUUUUAAAUGUUUCUAAAUUUUGGUAACUGAUCGGGGUAAUUACUAAAAUUAACGAAAAUUGCCAUUGUCUCAGCCAAUCAGCAUUUAAUAAUUUUGCACAUUAUUUUAAUUAUCUCGCUAUAAUCAGUUUAUUGCAUUCCUUUUCGACUCCAUUCAAUCAUGCAAAGCUCUGUGUACUUUUUAAAGUGAUAAAGCUCUCAAACAUUUAGGUGUGAGAUGAACAUCAUUGAGGACUGUGCAAGAAUUUGCAAAUUUAUAGGACUGACAAGACGUCUAGGAGAUGAUAAGACUUUGUAAACAAAUCAAACAAGCGUUUGCCCAAUGAAGACUCGUAUUUUUUCUAGCAUGAGCAUGUCUAAUUUGUUAUACUGAGAUGCCAAUAACAUGGUUCAGUUUUAAGAGAGUUUUUCUCCGGUCUAUCUGUAUGGUCCACCCAUGUUCAUCAGUCCAAUAAUGUAUAUUGACUAAGAUGGAUCUUUCUAAUAUCCCUGCUUUGAAUGGUGAUCACAAGAAACAAAAGAGUAGAUGGAACAAGAACAUCGUUUAUUUUUAACGCGAAGGUCAGAAAAUGCAAAAAGAGGUAUUCGAAGGCUUUCAAGUGGUUAUGAAAGUUUAUCAAAAUGAGUACCAUUUUACUUGCACGCCAUAGCCAAGUAUUAUUGUUUCUAUUGUGCUUUAUAUAAUAAGCUCAGUUAUGCACGUAUUCUGAUUGGUUCUCACAUAUGAUCUAUUGGAGGACAGACUAUAGAUGACGUCAUCAUUAAACUUUUUUUCCGUAUAUUUUUAUUCUUUAUUAUAUAAAACAAAUAGAUUCCAAGUUGCCAUGCAUCUGUUCAGUAAUAGAUCACAGAUGACGUCAAAAUGUGGUAAGAACAUCAGUGACACACUCAGCUCCGCCUCGUGUGCCACAUUUUUGUUCUUACCACAUUUUGACGUCAUCUGUGAUCUAUUACUGAACAGACGCACGACAACUUGGAAUCUAUUUGUUAAAUAGCAGGCAAAAAAUUUUAUGAUGUAUGCGAUUAAUAGUCUAUUAUAGCAACUUCUAUUUAAGAUGUUUUUUUUUUUUAACCAGCUGUACUUAAAUUUGUUUUUAUAGUUUCAAAAUGAAAGCCUCAGUUCAAAACUUCAGGAAGAGCUUGCAAAUAGGGAGGAGGUGGAACACAAGUAAAUCAACACAUCAUGAUAAAGUUUGAAUUAAAGAUGGUGAUAAUAAUAAUGAAAACAAUAUCAUUAGUUUCUGUAUAGUUAGUCUACAAGCGGAUGAAGACGGGCAGCGGCAUACAAUGAUGCAAACCUGAGUUAAGAGUAAAGAACUAAAUGUUGUUGACAAUGAAUGUUAUUCUAAAAUCUCAAGAUCCAAUUUACUGACGCGUAUGUUAAUAUAUCACAAAUGUAAAUAUAAUUUUUUGUUUUAGAAUCGUUUCUACCAGAGAUUUGUGCAAUGUGUUGAAAGAUCACGCUGCAAAGGUGGAGGAAAAUAUUCUUAAAGGUAGGUAUGUGUCGAGUUUCUGAAUUUAGAUCUCCAAUGAAGGUGAGUAGUUAGAACUAUCAACAACAUAAACUAAGAGCUAUUUUUUGUUUUUUUGACCCAUGCAGGAGAAGCUGAUCGUGACGAACUCAGAUUUGAAGAUGAAAAGCGUGUUGAGCAUUUUCAGGUGAUGCUGAAUUCGUAGUUGUUGCUUUUCAUAACAUCCAGAUGCUAUAGCAACGAGUUUAGUAGAGGAAUCUACGACCAGAGUCACAGAGAACUGCUAGAACUUUUGAGACCUUCAAAAACAGUAUAAAGUAAAUUAAUCUUUGGGGCCUUCCAACCUAACUUUUUAAUUAUUGUUAUACUAUUGUUACUUCAUAUGAUUAUCGUUUUUACUUCUUUGCAUAACGUGGAUUUGUUCUAGAUUGUAUUUUAUGAUUCUAACUUUAAUUUUUUUAAAUUUUUAAAUUUUCAUUCAUAUGUUAUGAUAUUCACUUUUAAAUUGGAUUUUGAUUUAUGUAGAAUGCCUGAUAAUAAUAAACUUGUAUUGUAUCCUAGUUACAAAUGUCCGUAUUGAAUUCACAGUAACCUAACAUGCAUUUUUUUUGUCAGGAAAUGGUCAUUAAGUUCCAGGAUCUACAAAUCGAACACACAGCAAAAUUAAAUGAAAUGAAAACUAAACGUAAGUGUUUGUGUUUGUUUCCAAACCGAUGGGUUCUUUCAACGUCUGUUAUUGACCUCACCUACACUACGAUGUUCUUUCAGUUAAUGGGCAGAGACAAGAGCACGAAGACUUCGUCAUGGAAUAUACAGAAAAACUUCAGAAAGCAGAAAAUCAGGUAUCGGUGUGAUGUCACUCAUCUGCUCACCUUUUACUUUGAAAACUGAACACACUUUCACUGAUUCAGAAACGGAGAUCUUUUGGAAGGCAUUUAUUUAGGAAACUACAUAUCAUACAAUCUACCGUUGCUUCCUUUAAUCAUUCUUUAAACUUGCGCAGAUACUGCUCCUCGAAACUGACAAGAAAACGAAGGAGAACCAAAUUUCCACGAUGGAGGCAGCUUUAGAGAAGAGCAAAGAGGAAUCUACUUCUUUGGAACACGAGCUAGGCAAUUUGCUCUGUUAAUAUAAAAAUUAUGAAAAUAAACUUUACAUUAAUUUCUAAUGAAAUGGAAAUAGAUAUGCAUUUCCUUUCAUUCUUAGAGUGCAAUGCCCCCUUCAAACUUCUACUUCUCAGGUUCUUUUCUUUUCUUCUAUAGCUCUUUUGCAAGAUAAACUGAAGAAAUUGGAAAGUAUCAUCACCUCGCAACAAGUCCAAAUUCAAAAUACAGAGGACAUGUUGUCUUUCAAUAAGGUGCGAAAAAGUAAAAUGCUGGCUUCUUCAUAAAAUACCACCUAAAGUUAUGGGGAACGGGCGAAGAAGAAAAAAUUAUUUAUUCUUCACCAAAUUACUGUGUUAAAACAUUUCGCGUUUCAUUUUGACUCUGUAACGUUCUGUUUCGGUGUGCACUUCAGCAAGAGUGCAAGAGAAUCGAAGAAGAGCGAGAAGCCAUCCAAUCACAGUUUGAGGGUGUCCAAAAAGAGAACCAAGAAUUGAAAGAGAGUAAUCUCGAGAUGAAAAAGGAGCAACGGAAAAUAUUGGACGAGCUAGAAAUACAACUUUCUUCUCUGAUAAAGGAAAAGAAAAAACUGGAGGAGGAGUAAGUAUAAAUAUAUGUCGUUAAAAUAAAACUGGUACGGCCCAGAGACGAAACUGAUACUGGUACCACUAUGUGACGUUAAUAAUUUGCUAUUUUAUUCUGUCAAACACAUAACACUUUUUCUUUCGCAAUCAAGGCUACAAAAUCUUACCAAAACCAACGAAACGACAACAGAUGAACUGAAAAAUCUACGGGUAAAGUUUGGUAAGUUUAUGAGUUGAUUGCUUUUAGCAAUUUCCUAACGACUCCUUUAUAUAGGAUUGAGGCCUAAAGCGCUGGCUGAUAAUAUUUAAUAAGCUUGUCAUUGCAGUUGUCGCGCUUUUGAUUGCGUUCUUAAGCCUAUUUAGAUAUAUUACCUAUUUUAGUUAAAGAAAGAGUUAGGGACUUGCUUAUCUGCUAACAACCCCAACAGUUUUUCAUGAUUACUCGACCUUAUCGUGAAGAAAUGUUUUAUUGCGUUGCAGAAGCUCUAACGAGGGAGAAGGAAAAAGCAGAUACUUUAAACGAUCACAUUCUAAAAGAAAAGGUAACUUUGAUAAAACUGUCCUGACCUCAAGAGAAAAUAUUUUGCCAAUAUUGUUAUGGAUCGUUUUUGUCUCCCUAUCCAGAAUGAUCUGAUGAAAGCUUGCGCAGACCUGCAGGAGAACUUGUCAAAGGAAGCGAAGAGGGUAUCAUCGAAAGGAGAUUUGUUGCGGCAGUCAAAAGAAGAGCUCGGCGAGCUACAGGUCAUUGCUUUUAUUCAUCGGUUUAAUGUAUUUUUUAGGGUUUCAAUUUAUCGAAAUCUCUCCUGAACUUUUCUUAUCUUCUUCUCGAACCAUAGGUUUCUGCUUAAAGUUUUGUUUCUUUAUGUACGAUCUUCAUUUUCUCCUAUCAUUACUCAAUAGUUGUUUGAUGUUUAGGAGACCAAUUCCUCCUUAAUGAAUGAACUUGAGCGAGUCAACAAAGUUAAACAGGAAUUAGAGGAAAAGAUCUGCAUAUUAACACUUGCCUCCGAAGAGAAGCAGGUAAAUGUGCCUGCUGAUUUAAACAUUACUGUAAUAUCACCAGCUGAAGUAGGUGACAUUUGUUAAUAAUUUUGACUAAUAUUAUAACCCCUUUGUAGAGGAAAAUAGGCGAUCUGGAGGUGAAAUUCUGCAAUGCAAAUUACAAUGUGAAAUACCUAACGGAAAAAGCACAAGAUCUUCAAACAAAGCUUGAAGAUGAGAGGUACCCUCUACAUAACAAAAACUAACGGUACAUUUAUCUAAAAUGUAGAUUAUUGUCUUAAUCGGACUUAACCAUAUAUUUAGGGCUGUUUCAGUGUAUUGGCUUCUUUGAACUGAGUUGAUGUCUCUGGUGGUAGCUUUUAAAAAAUUAUUUUGCUUUCGUUUGUGUUGUUUUAGGAAAGAAAAAGAGCAGCUCCAAAUUUGCAUAGAAGACUCUAAGGUAUGGUGUCUGUUAAUUGAGAUCCAUUUUAUUCGUAUAAGGCCUCGCCAGCAUAACGCCGGAUAAUUUGAAAACGUCACUCGGUUUCUUCCAUUCCUUAGAAAUCGGAUCUUUCCGAAAACGCUCUUCGUAGUAGUUAAAUUGAAAACUCGGCUCUGAUGAAUAUUGUUUGUACGCGAUUCUUUUAAUCUCAAUCUUUUAACGUCUGCCGGACUUGAAUAAAUGGAGACCCACAACAUGAGUGAUCUAAGGUCAGUCCACAAAAAGCCGGAAAGAUAGAGACGGAAGUCGCUGUUUUCAAUUCUAAGAAACUCCACUCCAUUAUAGCGUACUUACUUCAGUUUCAAGUCAUAUUUUUUCAAAUAUUUGAUAAAUCUGUUUGUGUUUUCUCUGCCUUAAAUAGGAAUCUGAGAGAAAACUUAGAAAUGAAAUCAGUAUUUUCGAAGGAAAAAACUCAGUACUGGACAAGAGCUUAGCGGUACUUGUUUAUAAAUUCUUUUUUCUGUUUGCUUUGAUGUUUAAUCAUUUUUUUUAAAUGAAAAAGAAUAUAUUUUUGUCGCAAUUAUUAUACCAAUUCAUUUUUAAUCAACAGGAAGCAACAAAAACAGGAGAGGAGUCCAAUAAACUCAUUGAAAAGCUAGAUGGAGAUUUUCAGAAGCUUCAGUAAGUUACUACAGCUGAUUAGGGCCGAUUAAUUCUUCCCCUCCAGACAUGAAGCAUCAACUACAGCCAAGAAAGGAGGGAUCAAAAUAAUUUUGACGAUAAAAACGUUUUCGAAAAAUUGUAUUUCUUGCACGAGAAUUUAAAAUGCGAACCCGAAGCGAAAAACGUUUAUGUUUCUGUGCCCUCAUUUUCUUUACUGCAGCGUAAAACCUCUAAAAAUAUUCAAUCCAAUGAACCUGAAAUUUAGCAUAUUACCUUUCUUGUUUUCUUGAAAUCAUCAGGAAGAAAUACAACAAAAUGAUGAGUGACGGAAGAGUUCAAGAUGAAGAAAGGGCGACAGUUUUAGAGAAAGAAAAAGACAACGUAAUUGACCUGGGUUGUGGUCAUUUUUAUUAGAAAUUUCAAAUGUGGUUGAAGCUUGUUCAUGCCAAUUUAUCUACUUAGGUGCAUUUCAAGACUUAUUUUAUAUUACCAAAUUUAAACAGAAUCGAUAUCUAAAAGAUGACCUGAAAGAACAGACCAAGAAGUUGGAAAUCUUAGAAACAAAGGUAAGCAAGAGUUUAUUAUGUCUUACUUCGAUAGCCACGUUGAAACGUUCAGAAUCAAUUUCGUUUCGAUCAUGAUUAAAUCGAUUAAUUUUUUAGUGAAUUGCAAAGCCAAUUCUGGAAAUUUCAUGAGCAUAAAUUUGCAAUCGUAAGAGUUGGGUCCUCUUCCCUCCCAUUUUAAAACACUUGGUAAAACUUCGAGUGAAUUGCUUUUGUAGGCAAAAGGUCUCCAGGACCAGCUUACAGCCAAAACUAAACAAACUAAAGAACUGCAGCAAGAAGUAAGUAUAUAUCCAGAGGUUAUUUAACAGAACCCUAUCACCAAAUUAGACUAAGGUUAUAUGACAGAACUAAAUUAGACAAUCUGAGUGCUUUUAAUGACUGACCAUUGAUGUUACUGUUUUUUAUUGCACAAAGAAUCGGACGAUGAAAAGCAAGGUUACCUCCCAAACCAAAGCUCUCGAAAAGCUAGAAAAUCAGGUAAUUUUACGAUAAUCCGGAAUCCUCCUCCAGAACGAUAAUGUAUGUAUUCACUGGUAUUCAUCCUUUUGCUUUAGAAAUCAAAGAUAUCCAGUGAACUUGACGCUUCCAAAGAACAGAUUAAAGAUUUUUCAGAAAAGGUGAGCAUAAUUUAAGUUCCAUGUUAUACAGCUGCGAUUUAGAUCGUUUACACCUCCCAUUUUCAGCUGGCUUCUUGAGUUAAAUAAUAGGCACGCAUGUUGUUAAUCUGUUUAUUUUACUUAAAUUAAAUUGUUACAAAGAACGAGGGACCGUACUGAAGUCAUCGACAGACAGGUGUUGAGUGGUUUUAGGGGCUUUUUACUACGAAAAAUCUUGGUGCUACUUCCAAAACGGAUUGUUCAAGUUGUUUUGCCCUCCAAUUCGUAUUUUCCUUCAGGUGUUCUUAUUCUUUAUGACGUAUUCUUGAAGUUUCUGGAAUCGUAGUUCGGUAAUUGUUUUAGUUAUGUUGGAACUUCUACAUGCUCAUCCCAUUACAAACAGAAAAAUAGCAACAAAAGAGCUCUCAAAUAAGCAAGUAAAAUUAAGCAUUUUUCUUUUUUAUCAGAGGUUCAAAACUCAGUACAACAUGUCAGGUAAAAAAUCAAGGCGGAUUAAAGAAAAAACGAUGAAUCUAAAAAUGCGUGUUGCUUUUCAGUUGGAGGCUACGAAAAAGGAAAUCAUCAAGAAGUCUGAAACAGCGGAGUAUCUUGAACAACAAGUAAGAUUAAAAGCAUUUCACCAAGGGCCCCCGAAUUUUAAACUGAUGUAUGUUUUCUUCUUAAUUAACCAAGUUACUUUGUGAAUUUGUAAGGACACUGCCAUGGUGAUUUACACCUUAAAUUUGUUUUGCUGUCGUCUUUGUUUUUGGAUCUAUUCCCCUAAAUCUACUACAGUUUUGAAUUGAACAUAAUUAAACAGGUUCAACAAUUCAAGGAGGAAAAAGAAAAAGCAAUACAAGAUAAAGAAACAGUACAAAAGGAAUCUGAAAAGCAAAUGAAUGAGUUAUGCGCAACAUUGGAAAAGUACAAGGUAGAUUAAAAAAAACAAGACUUACAAGACUAGUCUCUAACGAGAAAACUGUUUGGUUUAAUUGAACGCAAAGGAACUCAAUAGACAUUUCUGACUGGGGUUUUCCUAUAAUUACCUAUGAGAAUUUAAUCUAGCUAGAUACGCUUAUACAUUUUAAUGCUUUAUAGUAAGGGAAUGUAAAUUAAAGUAUUACUGUUGUUGUUGUUGCAAGAACAUAGCAUCCUUUAAUCCAGUGUCAGGAUAUCCCACCUGAAUAGUGAUGGCACGUUAACUUAUGGUCGAACGGCCUUAAACUGAGUCAUAGAAGUAAAUCAUAAAUUAGCCCAGAUAUAUUUACACUGUGCGUGAGAGAAGGUUUAAUUUGAGCAUUAACAAUGCUGAAUUUCUUCGUAAGCCUUUCCUAGUAUGUGCAUAGUGAUAAUUUUGUGAAAUCCUCCAAGAUCAAUCACGCUUUCAAAGAUAAAUUUAAUCCUAAGUAUAGUUGGGUUUUUUUCCUCAAAAAAGGUAAAAAGUGCAAGUUAAUUUUCUUAAUCGACAGCUGGAAAACGAAAAAAUAGUGGCACAAAAGGAGCGAGAGCUGGACCUCUUGCGUGCUAAUGCAGAGAAAGAAUCGCAGGAAAAACAUGUAAGUACAACGAGGCUGAGCGAACGUUUGUAGCUAUAACGAGCAGUGGUGAAAAGUAGGUCCCAUUAAUUCAACAGUUUACUUCUUUUUCUUCUGAUUUUUUCUUCCCUGCAGGAGAAACAACUUCUAGAAGCCAAGAAACAAAUAGAAAAAUUAGAGAGAGAUAUAUGUGAUCUUAAGGAGAAUCAGGUAUAACUCUUUCCAAGUAAUUCCUCCCACUGGGGCUCGGUAAAAUAUGUUGUCGUUGUUAUUUAGCUACAGGGACUAUUUCUGUUCCAUAAAAACAACUAAACAUACUCACAAAACAAAAAACAAACAAAAUAAAAACAGAAAAGGAAAUACUGCUUAUUUACUGAAUUCAAUCAAUUAUUAGCUACAAAACUGACCGACUUUCGAGAAGAAUUGGGGAUUUUCCUCUUCGUAUGUAUUGUUUACCUAAGUAAAUGCAAUGUUUUCCUAUCUAUAUCACUGAUUUUCGAUGCCUCCAGGAAAAAGACUGGAAAAGAUUAGAGUUCGAAAAAUCUGAAGCAAUCCAAGUUCUGACGAAACAACGAGAAGCAAAGGUAACCCUACGAAAUAUUCCGAGUGUCAUCUUAAAAUAUGUCUCUAUCGCCGCUUUCAAGGUCGUUAAUUCUAUUUUUACUGCUCUCCUUUUAACUACCUACUGAACUGAUACGUUCAGAAUGAAGAUAUGACGCUGUUUCAAGAAAACAUUGGCGAAAAAUACCACAAAGUAAGAGAAUUAUUGUUUGGUUUGCAAUUUAUUCAGCUAGAAUCAUCUUUGUGUAUCUCUCUCCUAUGAUCAAUAUGAUUAUAUGUAAGAAGUAAAUUAUACGCUGAUAGCUCUUGAGUUAGGCUUACAUAAUUUGAUCAUUUUAAUUUCUUCAGACUUCUUUUUAAUGUGCUGCUUAACUUUGGGGAAUUGAUAAACCUUACCCUUUCAUCACCUUUUUUUUUAAAUAAAGAAUCACAUUAAUACUUUUGGUUCGAUUUAUCGUUUGCCUCAAGUCUACCAGAAGUUCGCGAACCCCAUCUGUAGACGGGAAACUCAAGACGCCAAAACUACCAGAUCAUAACGAGGUGGAAGCGACGCCUCAAGAUUCUGCGGUGGUUCCUGAAACUCCAAAGCAGCCUCGUGGAAUUCUUAAACUAAACGAAGCCUUUCAGAAAAAGAGGAGGGUAGCUUUCACUACUGCAGGGGAGCAAGAAGAAGGAGACGAGAAAUAUACUUUUAACCUCACCAAGGUUUUUAAGUGUUAUUUUGAUUCCAGAUAUUAGUUGUAUUUCAUCAAUGCACCAUCCACACAAGAUCUCUGCUUGUUUUUUGAUGACAGGUCGGAAGAACAAGUCCUGGCCAGGAAAAAGCGAACCAGAGGAACAAACUACGAUCGAAUGUUCGAUUUUCUCCAAAGCCAUUUAGCUCGAACAGUGAGCCCUUGUCCACAAAUUCCCCAUAUCUGGAAACGCAUAAACUCAAACAAAUCCCACGAGGAAAGCCAAUGGCUCCACAAACACAGAAGAAGGUGAUAAUAGUUACUUGACUAUAGAAUUAAUUGUUUUGCAUGUUUUUCAUUAUGACACUCGACGUGGGUAGGUUAAAAAGCUCUGAUAAGCCUUAAUCGUUUACUUUCUUUCAGUCCUUUCUUAAUAUGUAUUUACAUGGUUUUCUCAUACUAGAUGAAAAUCCAAAGUGAGGAAUCCGAGGAAAUGGCCAAGUUCAAGGAAUUGUUUCCAGAUAUGAAAAGUCCGGAUUCCUUGUACGAUAAGUCUCCGGUAAGUUGGGAGGGCAUAACUAAAAUGGUAUUGCCAGAAUUUCAUAAAUAAUUUAUCUCUGGAAAAAUACUAGAGCAAAACAUCCCAACAUACUGCCCAUCGCUUCUUUUUCGAAUACUGUAUUCAUGUUUAAACGUAGUAGUAAUCUCUAUAUUUUAAAUACCAUGGGGUGUGAUAUUUCUUUCACCAGAUGAAGUCUCGUGGGUUGCACCAAGGAAUGAAGCCCCCAUUCAAGAGCAAAAUAACCAAAAUAAAACCACUUGCGCGUAAAAAGAAAGAGAAGCAAGAAAGUAUUGCAUGGUUUGACUCCGACGCAUUAUUUGGGUUUGGAAUGGAUGACGAAUAA